AUGUUGUGCACCUUAUUUUUCAUUCAUCUCUCAUACAGAAUUAUAACAAUUUUGUCUAAAGUUUCUCAAUCUGAUUGUAUUAGAUAAAUUUCAAGUAGAGCAUAUACAGCGGGUUUUUCGUAACAUUUUCGAUUAUAUUAAGAUCGACUGAUUAUAUUACUAUUUGAGAAAGUUAUUUCAGAGCAUAUAAAGAAAAUGUCAUCAUGAGAAGGAUAAAAAACUUAAUCAUAAUAAGCAUAAGUGAUAAACUUUGAGCAGAAAUAGUUUUUUGUAGUAGUAAUGGUAAGAUUUGGAAAGCAUUUUUAGGAAAGGCUUUGAAAGUAUUUCCAGGAAAAUCUGUUGGUUUUAUUUUUGUAUAGGAACAUUCUUAGACAAAAGAUCCAUAAUUAAUUUAUUGUAAAUUACCAGAAGAUGUAGAUCAAAAAUAAGUAUAAAUUAAUAUUAAAAUAGUUAACUUCAACAGAUGCAAUGAUAAGAACUGGAGAUAGAAUAAAAAAGCUAUAAAGGCAUGGUUAUCACUUUGAGUAAAUUAAGAUAAUAUAACUACAGUUAAUGUAAUUUGAUGUGAGAAGGGUUUCUCAAGAGUGCUACAUUUAUUUCCGAAAGUAAAAGUAAUAACAUCAGGAUUUGAUCAUGCCUUAAAUACAAUUUAAGAUUUACGAUUUCUAAGUUUUGGAGAUUUUUGGCAAUAAAUAUUUUGGAACUGUAGAUCAAUAAUGA
This is a messenger RNA of Paramecium sonneborni, 720 nucleotides long. NCBI's taxonomy places the organism in Eukaryota, Ciliophora, Oligohymenophorea, Peniculida, Parameciidae. The record is from the annotation of a GenBank genome assembly.